UGAGCUGGCGUGAAGAGGCAGCACUCUGCUUCCUCUGCUGCUGGAGCAGGAGGUGAGCGUGCAUCACGCACACGCACGCACAAGUGUGUGUGGCUCCGCCUCCAUGCUGCAGUCUGUCUCCACGCUUCAUGCCAGUGUUUAAGAGCAGCUGCUCGGCAUGCUGAACCAGACCUGACCAGGUUCUACUGGACCGACAUGGAGCCGAGAGGACGAGACAAAUGACGAAAGCCGACACGAGCAGGAUGACGGGUAACAGGUCAUCACUGGCUCCGCCCACCAGCUCUGUAGUUCCAGCACAUCUCAACAGCUCCCUGUACCCCCCCAUACCAGACUGGGAGCCCCCCAGUUUCUCCCAGGCUGCUCAGUUUCGGGUUGGUGCCAUCUUCAUCCUCUUCCUGUUUGCUGCCUGCAGUAAUACUGCUUUACUGACUAGUGUGUGGUGUGGGCGUGGCCGACGGUUGGCGUCACACCUUCGGCCGCUGAUGCUGAGCCUGGCGUCAGCUGACCUGAUGAUGACGUUUGUGGUGAUGCCUCUGGACGCCGCGUGGAACGUGACCGUGCAGUGGUACGGAGGUGACGCUCUGUGCAAGCUGCUCUGCUUCCUGAAGCUGUUUGCCAUGCACGCCUCCGCCUUCAUCCUGGUCGUCAUCACCCUGGACCGCCAGCACGCCAUUCUGCACCCACUGGACGCCCUGAGCGCCCACCGGAGGAACCGCUUCAUGCUGCUGCUGGCCUGGACCCUCAGCCUGCUGCUGGCCUCCCCACAGUUAUUCCUCUUCAGGACCAUCAAAGUCGACCGGGCAAACUUCACUCAGUGUGUGUCUCAUGGCAGCUUUAGUCAUCGCUGGCAAGAAACUGUUUACAACAUGUUCCACUUCAUUACUCUGUAUGUGGUCCCCCUGCUGGUGAUGAGCUGCUGCUACAGUCGGAUCCUGCUACACAUCCACCAGCAGCAUCUAAGGGACAAAGGUGAAUCACAUCUUCGUCGCAGCGGCACAGACAUCAUCCCAAAGGCUCGGAUGAAGACCCUGAAGAUGUCUGUGGUCAUUGUGCUGUCCUUUGUGGUGUGCUGGACGCCAUACUACCUGCUGGGGAUCUGGUACUGGUUCCAGCCUGACAUGCUACGUGUCACACCUGAGUACGUCCAUCAUAUCCUGUUCGUGUUUGGGAACCUGAACACGUGCUGCGAUCCUGUUAUUUAUGGAUUUUACACCCCCUCUUUCCGUGCUGACCUGGCGGCAUGUUGCCGCUGGUCAAAGGAAAGCUCCUCCCCCGUGUCUCUGAACAGACUGUCUACCAGACGCGGUCCUCACAGUGGGGAGCAUGAGCCUCAGUGAUCCUAUGGAUGUCGCUGAGCACUGGACCGCUCGUUCGCAUUCAGAGAGGAUGACCUCCAUUCUGUUACCCUUGUUCUAUCCUAGGCACUUUAACGUUGGGAGUUGGGUCAUCUAGACCCACUAGACAGAGCUCUGAACCUUUUUUCUUCAAUGAUUUGUGAUCUUCACUGGUGUCCAUGGAUUACAUGAAAUCUUUCCACCUUUAUCCACCUUUGUCAUGGUAGGGGGAACACCUCAAUGGAGGGGGGGGUCAUCUAAGAUAGCACAAGGGUUAAACAGUCAGAGAAUAAAGCUGAUCCGAUUUUUGAUUUUAGUUCCUGUUUUUCGUCAUUCGUUCAUAUAUGAAAAAUGGAAUACCCCCCACCCCCACCCGUGUUUGAACUCUUUAAAACAUCAGUCAAAACAGUUUUUCUACUGGACUUUUAUUUGGUUUAAAGACUAAAAAACAGCAGAAAGAAGCGACAGACACGAGGCAGGUCAGAGCCAGAACACAGGCGUGUUUCCAUCAUCUUCAGUCAUUUCAGGUUAAAGACGCUUAAAGCUUUUAUUCUGACACACUUGGAAUAGAAAAUGUACUGUAUGUAUUAUUAAAGCAUUGCGGUUCUCA
Molecule: messenger RNA, 1944 nt
Organism: Oryzias latipes (Japanese medaka)
Lineage: Eukaryota; Metazoa; Chordata; Actinopteri; Beloniformes; Adrianichthyidae
Gene: gnrh-r2
Product: gonadotropin-releasing hormone receptor 2
Biological process (GO): cellular response to hormone stimulus; G protein-coupled receptor signaling pathway
Cellular component (GO): plasma membrane
Molecular function (GO): G protein-coupled receptor activity; protein-hormone receptor activity; peptide binding
Source: RefSeq, a predicted model, not a curated record